Messenger RNA from Rhododendron vialii, 2412 nucleotides. Its product is annotated as F-box protein SKIP23-like. The transcript has 6 exons. Gene Ontology annotation, molecular function: protein binding. Lineage: Eukaryota; Viridiplantae; Streptophyta; Magnoliopsida; Ericales; Ericaceae. The coding region runs from base 176 to 2101 and encodes 641 amino acids. The record is from RefSeq and is a predicted model, not a curated record.
AUAGAGAGAGAGAGAGAGAGAGAGAGAGAGAGUGAGAGUGUACCAUAUUCGUGCUUAGCAACAGGGAGGAGGAGGGAAGAGGAGAGAGAGAGAGAGAGAGAGAGAGCGCCCCCAACUUCGUGCCGCGCCCCCAACUUCGUGCCCUAUUAUUUAGGGUUUUCGGCAGAACGAGAGAAUGGCGACGAUGGAGAGCUUGCCCAAAAACAUGGCAGUGACCACCGCCGGGACGCUGGCGGCGGCGGAUUUGUGGUAUCGACUCCCCGGAGAUAUUCUCAAAUCCAUCGCAAAACGCCUCACUGACAAAGCAGAUGCUGCUGCUUCUUCAUCUUCUUCUACUAAUCACAUCAACGCCCUUGCUCUUCUUCGCGCCGUCUGCAAAUCCUGGCGCUCCUCCAUCGAGAAACCUUCCUCCUCCUCCUCCUCCUCCUCCUCCUCCUCCUCCUCCUCCUCCUCCUUUCUCUCCUUGCUGCCGCUCACCCUUCCUUUCCCCAUUAUCCCCUUCCCCAACCAGAACUCUAACUACUACCGCGGCAGCCACUUCUCCCUCACCCACAGCACCCUCUACUUCCUUUCCCCAUUGUUCCCAACCCCAACUGCUGGCUGCUGGUUGCUUAGGGUUCAAGAGCCGCCGUCUCUAAACAACAACAACAACGGCUGUAAAGUAUACCACCCCCUCUAUCCCCUCUCCAAACUCCAGCCUCCUCUAGUUCCGAAAGAGGCAUUUCCCGAAUCGCUUAACCUGCUCGAUGUAGGAAUCGCCGAAAUCGGCAAAGCUCCCUGCCUCAAGAUUGUCCAUGGGAGAAAGAAGAAGCAGGUUGAGAAGGGACAGCCGAGGACGAUGGCUGAGUGCCAGGCAGAUUACGAAGAGGCCUACACCACCUACAUCAGGAAAGUGGCCCUGUCUCCGGAGGAUUACGGGGUCGUGGUGGCUAUUCAUUCUGGUCGACUGUGUUUUUUCAAGCUCGGCGGCGACCGGAAAUGGACUCUUAUCGAUUCUUCCAACGACCGGUACCAUGAUGUUGUUUACCGGAAGGGGAAGGGGAAAUACUACGCGGUGGACUAUAGAGGGAGGACAGUGGCGAUUGAUGGUGCGGACUUGAAGAAGAAGGUUAUGGUGACGCGCCUUGUUGAAUCUCCCUUGCCCAAUCUCGGUGCCUGUCAGUUCACACGCCUUGUCGAAUUGGGAGAUGAUCUCUUCUUGGUUGACAGGUACCUUGACCCGGAAGAAGGCCAGUGUACACUCUCUAUCGGAGCUGUUACCAUGGGCAUGAUUACCGAAGAAAGUCAUCCCCCCGAUAUGAUCAACUACUUUAAUGUGUACAAGCUUGAUGAAGAGAACAAGCAAUGGGAGCUUGUUGAUGAUCUGAAUCAUCAGGUUAUCUUCCUUGGUGAUGACUACUUAUUUUCAGUCUCUGAUCAGGAAUUUCCGGGACUGAAAGGGAACUGCAUAUAUUUCGCUGACUUUAUGUUUCUUGAUCGGAAUGAGAGAGAAGCGAACAUUGGGAAAUCCUGCGUCCUCACGGGUGUUUACAACUUGAAAGAUCGUAGCUGUGGGCCGUUAGCAAUGUUUCCAGACCACUGGCCCAUUUUUUCGCCUCCGCCACCUUGGCUUAAGCCAAAACUCUGUGAAGGGAUGAUGGAAGGGAUGAAGGAAGAUGAGCUGCAGAGAGAUGUUACCGCUUUAAAGCAAGACAUGCCUGAGCCAUCUCCCGAAGCAAAGAAGAAAGCUGCAGAAGCAAAAUUUAGAGGAGAUGAUGCCUACAAACAGAAGGACUAUUUGGUGGCCCUUAAUGCUUACACACAGGCAAUUGAUUUUGAUCCUAGUGAUGCUACUUUGCUCUCCAAUAGAAGUGUCUGCUGGAUCCGUCUGGGACAAGCAGAGCAUGCCUUGACUGAUGCAAAGGCCUGCAGAGCGCUAAGACCGGAUUGGCCAAAGGCAUGCUACCGUGAAGGUGCUGCUUUACAGUUAUUAAAGAGGUUUGAUGAGGCAGCCAAUUCUUUCCGGGAGGGUGUGGAGCUUGACCCCGACAGUGAGGAUCUUGCAAAUGCUUUCAGGGAAGCUGUUGAAGCUGGGAAGAAAUUUCAUGGUACAAACCAGUAAAAAUUGUGAUGGCGCUUCACAAAUGCACAUCAAGGGAGAAAGAAGAGGGACUGAAACUUGACUUUAGUAGUUGUUGGGAUCACUGUAGAUACUUACUGUAGAAAUCCAGGCCAAAUACUUGUUACUAUUAUGUUUCUUCGUUAAGUUCGAAGUGGUGUUGCUUGUUAGAGGUUAUAUCCUGUUCCCUUGCUUCUAGUACAAGUGAUGAGGAUGCAUGUUCCUUUUGAGGCUACCAUUUAUCGUUGUUCUCCCCCUUAUCUGCAGUUUACAAGGUGAAUUGGCCUGCAAGUUGGCCUCGGCUUUGAAAUUUA